GGUAAACAUGGAUUCUCUUCUGUAAAUUCAUUAGUAGGUCGUGCUAGUCCAUCUCGUCUAAAAGUUUGUACUCGUAAAGGAACUUCAACAUGCUCUACCAUCAAAAGUCUCAUUUCUGAAAUGUGCCACAGUAAGAAUUAAACUCAAUUAUUUAGUCUGAUGUGACGUUGAAGUAUCUCGUCUAAAAGUACUUUCAAACCCCCAUCAUUAAAGAAAAGAAGUAACAAAUCUUUCUCAUUCUUUCUUCACCAUCUACUUGAAAUUCUUUCUUUCUCUGUAAAUCUUGAGUCUUUCUUACUUUUGCUUAGAUGUUUAUGCCUUUUGAUUAGUUAAAGAAAUAUUUACAUGAAAGAUCUACUUUUUCCACACUUCCUGUGUUUUCCUUGGGUUUAGGAAAGUGGGAGCCUUUUCUAGAUUCCUCACCUUAUGUGAAUAAGUUUUUUGUUUGAUUAAUUGCUUAUCUAGUCAUAAGGGACCUCCACUUGUAUGUGUGUACCUCUUUCAAUUGUCAAAUUCUUUUGCCUUGAAGGGGUUCACCAAGUCGCCUGUUAGAGUAGCUGCAAAAAAUGAACUGGGAAAUGGAACUCUUAUCUCCUGCAUCAUAUUUGAGUUCCUCAAAUUGGCCUUUUGAGGAGAACAAGGGGACAAAAUGGACACCUGAAGAGAACAAAAUGUUUGAGGAAGCUCUAGCAUUAUUCGACGAGGAUACUCCGGAUCGAUGGGAUAAUGUUGCAGCUAUGAUCCCUGGAAAGACUGUAAGUGAUGUGAUCAAACAAUACAUUGAAUUGGUAGAUGAUGUCAGUGAUAUAGAAGCAGGGCUUUAUCCAAUACCAGGCUAUACCAAUAAUAUUAAUUCUUUCACAUUGGAGUGGGUGAAUAGCCAUGGCUAUGAUGGAUUGAAACAUCUCUAUGGUCCUGGAGGGAAGAGGAAUUCGUUGGCUCGUUCUUCUGAUCAUGAAAGGAGAAAGGGAGUUCCAUGGACUGAGGAAGAACACAGGCAAUUUCUUUUGGGGCUCAAAAAGUAUGGAAAAGGAGACUGGAGAAAUAUCUCUCGAAAUUUUGUAACGACAAGGACUCCGACUCAGGUUGCCAGUCAUGCUCAGAAAUACUUUAUCAGGCAGCUUUCUGGAGGGAAAAAUAAAAGAAGGUCCAGCAUACAUGAUAUCACAACUGUCAAUCUUACAGAAACUGAAUGGACCUUACCAGAAGAAGAUAGGCCUCAUUCACCACAGAAACAGAAUCCGAAUAUGAAUGCCAAGAUCAAAGUAGAACGUGAUUCUACUAUGCCGAGUCAAGGAUUCAAUCUACCAAAUUGCAGCUCAAUCCGAACGCAUCUCAGAGGGACUGCUCCGUUUGGAUUAAAUCUGCAUGAUCUACAUAUGCAGAAUGUUACAUCGAAUGGACUCGAGUUUGGACAUCCCAGUGCAAUUUUUCAGGUGUAGCCCACCAUAUGAGUGAUUUCACAAUGCUGCUACAAGUAUGGUACAAAUUUGUAGGUGUUACAAAAUUUUUCUUUGGAAUAUUCAUGAUCUCCAUUUUAGAAAGUUAGAUACUCAACUCGAGUUACCUUGUGUCCUGAACUUUAAGUUGUCAGUUGUGUAUUGUUAAGGAUUUCAAGAUGCUGCAUUAGGAGAGACACAUUGUCAAGUAAAUUAUCCUUUUUAAGUUCACAGGGUAUGUAAAACUCCAGCUACAUGAAGGUUUUCUUAGAAUGAGUUCAGAGCUACGGAAGGUGUCGAUCGUGAAAGUUGCAACUAUCAUAAACAUUGUUGCUGUUUCGGCAUCUUCAAAGACCCUUUGUUA
This is a messenger RNA of Olea europaea var. sylvestris, 1803 nucleotides long. RefSeq names its product transcription factor DIVARICATA-like. Bases 567 to 1442 code for a protein of 291 amino acids. The record is from RefSeq and is a predicted model, not a curated record. The transcript is spliced from 2 exons. Gene Ontology annotation, molecular function: DNA binding. Lineage: Eukaryota; Viridiplantae; Streptophyta; Magnoliopsida; Lamiales; Oleaceae.